Molecule: messenger RNA, 2183 nt
Organism: Dromiciops gliroides (monito del monte)
Lineage: Eukaryota; Metazoa; Chordata; Mammalia; Microbiotheria; Microbiotheriidae
Gene: SPAM1
Product: sperm adhesion molecule 1
Exons: 4
Coding region: 79-1896 (605 amino acids)
Biological process (GO): fusion of sperm to egg plasma membrane involved in single fertilization; hyaluronan catabolic process; carbohydrate metabolic process
Cellular component (GO): acrosomal vesicle
Molecular function (GO): hyalurononglucosaminidase activity
Source: RefSeq, a predicted model, not a curated record
UUGAACUCAGGUUUUGUCCAAAAUAUCAGCGAACACAAAGGGAACAGAAGCACCGGUGAAUUCCACGGUGAUUCUGCAAUGGCAAUACAAAAAAUUAUCCAGAUUUUUGUUGGGAGUUAUGGAAUCUGCAACAGAACAUCCUACCUAGUGAUUACCAUCCUUUUACUUCCUUAUUAUCCUGUACUGACUUUCCAAGCAGCCCCUGUUGUCCCAAACCUUCCUUUAAUUAUGGCCUGGAAUGCUCCAACAGAAAUCUGUGCUGAGAAGUUUAAGUUACCAUUGGAUCUGAGCCUCUUUUCCUUUGUUGGAAGUACUCUAAAGAAAGUUACAAAUCAGAAUAUUACUAUGUUUUACACGGACAGGCUUGGCUACUAUCCUUACAUAAAUGAAAAAACGGGUAAAGCUUUCAAUGAGGGGAUCCCGCAGUUGGCUUCUUUAAAGAAGCAUUUAGCUAAAGCACAGGAAGACAUUGUCUACUAUAUUCCAUCGGAAGAUACUUUUGGUUUGGUGAUUAUUGACUGGGAAAACUGGCGGCCUAAUUGGGUAAGGAACUGGAAACCAAAAACUAUUUACCAGGUCCGGUCUGUUGAGCUGAUUCAACAACUAAAUAUCCAAUUAAAUGCUGCUGAGGCCCAGAAGGCUGCCAAAAAAGAUUUUGAAAAGGCAGCAAAGAUUUUUAUGCUAGAGACUUUAAGAUUGGGGAAAUCCCUGAGGCCAAAUCACUUGUGGGGCUAUUACCUUUUUCCUGAUUGUUAUAAUUAUAACUACAAAGGCCCCAAUUACAAUGGAAGUUGCUUUGAUGUAGAAAUAGCAAGAAACAAUGAGUUGUAUUGGUUGUGGAAAGAGAGCACUGCACUUUUCCCAUCUAUCUAUAUAUCCAAGAAGCUAAAGGAAACUCAAAAGACUCAAUUCUUUGUACGUAACCGUAUUAAGGAAGCCAUUCGGGUUUCUCAAGUUGUCCAUUUCAAGAAACCUCUUCCGAUUUUUGUAUAUACACGUCCAGUUUUUACUGAUGCCCCAGCUCAAUAUCUUUCUGAGGGUGACCUUGUCAAUACUAUUGGAGAGUCUGUUGCCUUGGGUGUCUCUGGAAUAAUAAUGUGGGGAAGCCUCAAUUUAACCCAAAGCAAGAAAACGUGCACAGUCUUAGACAAUUACAUGAGGACUACACUGAACCCUUACAUUGUCAAUGUCACUCUUGCGGCCAAAAUGUGUAGCCAGGUCCUUUGCCAGGAGCAAGGAGCUUGUAUUCGAAAACACUGGAAUUCUAGUGACUACCUUCAUCUGAACCCAAAGAGAUUCAUCAUUCAAACUCGAAAGGACAACACAUAUAUGGUUUAUGGAAAGCCAAACCUUCAGGAUCUACAAGAAUUUUCAGAGAAAUUUUAUUGCAACUGCUAUGCAGGUUCCAAAUGUAAAACAAAAGUCACUGUAAAAGAUGUUCAUGACAUCAAUGUGUGCAUUUCAGAAGAUAUUUGUAUUGAAGCCUAUUUAGAUUUGAAACCUAUCAGCCAUACAUCCAGACCCCCAAACUGGAGACAAGUUAUUUCUACCCCUCAGAACUUUCUUUCCCUGGACCUUACUGACAUAGAAUAUCAGCAGGUUACUAACACAGCAUUUGACACAAAUGGCAUAGGCGAUGGUGAUAUUUCAAACAAUGUUAUCAAAUCUAUUUUUAGAAUGAACUAUUCAGCUGAAGUCACCUAUACAGAUACUGAAAAUGAUAUACCUAAUGCUUCCUUUCAACAGAUACUGGGUUUACAUCAAUCCAAACUUGAAAACAAUUUGAUAAAUAGAAUGAUUUACUCAAGGUCUUGUUCAGUGUUUAUGAACUUUUAUACUUUCAUGCUUUUUAUUUUUCUAGCUGUGGAAUUGUUUCAUCAACUUUUGUUUUUAUAGGCAUGUAAAGCAUGCCAACACUUUUCUUGAAAUGUGAAUCAGUCUCUGUGAUUGCUUUAUAACAACCAUGAUCAUAUAUUUUUAAAAAUGGAAUGACUUUAGAAAUAAUUUGUCUGAAUGCUCUUUUGUAAGAUUGUUUAUGACUGAAGCAAGAACCUUACCCACCAGCAAAUGAGGACCCUAAAAUAGAAUAAUUUUUUGGAGUGGCAACUAUAGUACAUAUAAAUUCUUUGUUUACAGAGAAGAUAUUUUUGAAUUUCAAAGCUGAAUUUUCUUUUUUUUCUGAU